Molecule: messenger RNA, 1152 nt
Organism: Fusarium odoratissimum NRRL 54006
Lineage: Eukaryota; Fungi; Ascomycota; Sordariomycetes; Hypocreales; Nectriaceae
Exons: 5
Coding region: 1-1152 (383 amino acids)
Source: RefSeq, a predicted model, not a curated record
AUGGAAGUUGACCCUAACAUCGUGGCCAUCUUUGGUCCACCACCCAAAGGUCUGGAUCUUGACAAGAAUGUCAUCACCACUUACAAUGUUGUCGUUUGUGUUGUUCUUGGUAUUGCUGUCACAGUUGUCGCUUUGCGAUUUUACGUGAGGAGCAUGAAAUCGGCGAACAUCGAGAUGGACGAUUGGGCUGUUUUGGUCAGUUUGCUUUGUGCUUCAGCAACUGUCGCUAUGACAAUAUUGGCGGGCGAACAUGGUUCCGGAGCUCAUGUUUGGUCAAUCAAGCUCACGACUCUCGUCGAUGUCUUCAAGAUCGUCUACGCCGAGCCCUUCGUAUACGCCCUCGCCGUCACAUCCGUCAAAAUCAGCAUUCUCCUGUUGUACCGCCGCCUCUUCCCCCUCGGUAUCGACAAAAAUCGACUCUACACGAUAAUGUUCUGGAUAGCGACCUUCAUGACAACCAUCUACCCAUUUAUCCUCUGGAUCACCAUGCCUUUUGCCUGUCGACCUGUCAGUCAUUUCUGGAACCAGUACCUUGGUGCUAAGGGCAAGUGCAUCGAAGUGAAGCUAUUCUUCCUUGUUCUAGGAAUCAUGAACAUGAUGAACGAUAUCAUUAUCUUGACUGUUCCGAUCCCCAGAAUUUGGACACUGCAUAUGAACAACAAGACCAAGAUUUCUAUAAUUUGCAUCAUGCUUCUUGGCAGCUUUGUCUGUGUCGCCAGCAUCGCACGCAUUUACUACCUCUGGGGCUUCUUCCAAAACCUCGACGCGACAUGGUGGAUGGGUCCAUCGUUCGCCUGGUCCAGCCUCGAACCCUCCGUCGCAGUCAUCUCAGCUUGUCUCCCCACGCUAGCACCACUGUUUCGGAUCAAGCGCAUCAAUUCGACUUCACGCGGCACACCAUCAGGACCAACUGACCUAUCCAAAUCUGGUUCCAAACACUUUCAGCUCUUCAGUGUGAAUAGAGCUAAGGGCAAUGCUUUCGGUAGUGACGAUGACGAAGUCGAGUUGACAUACGAUGUUGGAAGGGGAGGGACCGGUGAUGGGUCGAUCUGGAAAAACCAAGGGGGCUCGGCUGCAGAGCAAGGAAUUGUUGUCCAGACGCAGGUUUCGGUGACACAUCAAGACAGGAAAGGCCGUACUAGCACUCAUUAG